Messenger RNA from Filobasidium floriforme, 2730 nucleotides. RefSeq lists its product as uncharacterized. Gene Ontology annotation, cellular component: nucleus. The transcript is spliced from 11 exons. NCBI's taxonomy places the organism in Eukaryota, Fungi, Basidiomycota, Tremellomycetes, Filobasidiales, Filobasidiaceae. The coding region runs from base 1 to 2730 and encodes 909 amino acids. Gene Ontology annotation, biological process: regulation of DNA-templated transcription; DNA-templated transcription. Gene Ontology annotation, molecular function: zinc ion binding; transcription cis-regulatory region binding; DNA-binding transcription factor activity, RNA polymerase II-specific. The record is from RefSeq and is a predicted model, not a curated record.
AUGUCUACCCCUAUCUCCCCGGACUUGGAUGGACAACCUGCGAGUCCCAGCUUGACGUCGACGACGAUGGACGAGGCACCGUCGAAUAAGAGAAAAAAGACGUCGGACCGGAUCGCCUCGGCCUGUGCGAGGUGCAACAAAGCCAAGGCCAGGUGUAACGGGGAAAAACCUUGCUCGAGAUGCACUUCGAUGGGUCGAGCGCCGGACUGCGUUUACGUCCCCUCGAUGCGGGGCAAGAUCAAGCGGUCGAAGAGGGAUUCAACGACACCGGCUAUCAAGACGAACGACCAGCAUGUUGACAAGAACCAAGAUCGAGAUCAAGAUCAGGAUCAGGACCAUCAAUCGUGCCGACACCCAUCUCAGUCCCAGUCCCGUACGAGCGAAUCUCCAGACAAGUCUAUUCACGUAACAGGAGGAACAGCAGGUCAAAGCAGAUCGAACUCGUUUACCGGCAUUCGUAAUGCAGGGCCUUCGUAUAACUUAGGAGGCUCGGGAGCGUCACUCUCGGCUUAUAGUCUUGCUCAGCCAUCACGACAUCAUCAGCAUCACAACAAGAACCAAAGUCACGACCCAUACUUGCAGUCGGAGACGCCUAAAUCUUCAAACUCAAACUCGAACUCGAACUCGACCCCAGGUUCAGGAUCUGACCAUAAUAACAACAACAACAAUAAACCCAUUCUACCUCUACCGCAACCUAGGCGGUUCCCCUCGAUAGGUACCGUCUUUGGGUAUGGAGAGUCUUCUGCACUGAACGAUAGGCUCUCUACGGCCAGGCCGAUUGAUAGGGAGAAUUUGACGACGCUGCCGUUACCGGGGGAUGCGCCGAAUCCGUUGGGGAUCUUGGCGGAGGCUACUAUUAGUCUUGAUCCGGGUCCUUCUUCUUCUUCGGGGUCUGGGUCUUUGACUUCGUCGGCUUUCCAUCGGGGUGGGGGUGGGAAAGCGAACAACAAAGAUUCUAACAAUAACAAUCACGAUCGCCCUCCUUAUAACCCGGAAGGAACCGAUUAUUACUCUUCGUCCAAGAAAUCGGUCACACCGAGGACGCUCAAGAGUGAAGCUCCGCAUAUCAUGCAAUUGAUCUCGCCGUCCGAUGCGGAGAGCCUGUUCGAGACGUAUUGGAAGAAGAUUCAUCCGCAUUUGCCGGUGUUGGAUAGGAAACGGUCGGCUUGUAUCGAUGUGGCUAGUCGAUCGAAUUAUCUGUUCAACGCUAUUUGCUGCGUGGCCGCCCGGUCGUUCAAUAUCGGGCUCUGGUCGAAACUCCGUUCGUUCGCACGACAAGAGAUGACCCGUAUCCCCCUGGAAAAGACGUUGGACGUCGUCCAAGCGCACCUGCUUUACAGCGAAUGGAACCUCAUCCCAGCCAAGAGGUUUGAACAGGACAUGACCUGGCUCAGAGUGGGGAUCGCUUGUCGGACAGCGAUGGAUAUCAACCUACACCGUGUGGCUUUGAACCCGACGAUCAGACGGGGGUUGCCUAAUUGGUUGGUCAGGUCGAUCAUCAGGACUUGGUUGUUGUGUUAUACACUCGAUGGGACGUUGUCGGCGCAGUUGGGGAAACCUUCGGCUUUACAAGGAGAAGGGUCUGUGGGGAGGUAUGCGGCGACGUUGAAGACGGUUUGUUUGGAAGAGGAUGUGGACGAGGAGGAUCGGGUGCUCGAUCUGAGCGUGGCGUCGUUGACCGAAUGGACUCAGAUAUUGGUCAGAGCGGUCGAGUGUUUCAAAAUGAGCAAUGUUCAGAGUCAGGCGGGGACGGAUAUCUGGGCGAGCGAUUUUCCAGAUCUAGUGGUCGUCUUUGAUAAUCAGCUGGAAGAAUGGGGCAGGGCUCAUGCGAUCCCCGACGGGUCCCGAUCCAGCCAAUUGACGUGUAGCAGGAAUCGACUGUAUCAUCGGUAUGGUCGACUCGUCGUACUCUCCUUUGCGCUGUAUCGGGCCAAGACGCAGAACGCGCUGGAUUUACCGUCGACCUUUGUUCAGUUUCAAACGGUCGCUUCGAACAUUGUUGAAUGCUUUGAAAAGGAUUGGGACGACCAAGGUCUGGCGCGAGGGUGUCCCGACUUUAUGUACACGGUGUUGACUUUUGCAGUCGUGUCACUGCUCAAGUCCGCUCAAGUACGAUACAAGGAACUCCUUGGAGGCUCGCAAGAACACAUCUUCGGACUCUGUCGCAAAGCCGUCAGCAUGUUGUCCCAGGCUGCUACCUCGGCGGACCACCUUCCGGCCAUCCAGUCGGUGUUUUUGUCUCGUCUGCUCGAUAUCAGGACCGCACCGACGUACACCCCUCGAGCGAUGUUACCCAUGCCCAUCGACCUGGACGCUUCGAUGGAGACGAUCGGUUCACAGCCGGAGCGCAGUUACUGGCCGCCUACCGCGCCUACGUCGCCGUUGUUCACCGAUAUGCUAGGUGGGGUGGAUCUGAGCGGUAUCAAUGGAGCCACUGUACAGCACGAUGUCAAUACAAAUGGGACGACCGUACCGCUCUGGGGCGAGGUUCAUUCAAAUGACCUGCUCAACGUUCAACCUUUCGACCAAGGCAAUCAGACGAUGGGACAAAUUCAGUACGACCCGAAUGACCCGAGAGCACAGGAAUAUCAGCUGCCUGUACCGGAAGUCCCUACCUCUUCGCUGGCUCUGAGCCUUGGAGCCUUCGUUGGCGAUACUUCGGUGCGGGACGUCUUGUUCGCCAACGAUAGCUUUUGGAUGUCCAUCCUCGAGACGCAAGAACAACAAUGA